CGCCUGCGCAGUGGGGAGCAGUUCGUGGCUAGGUUCUGGGCUGGCUGCAGUCUCGGUCUGACGGCGGCCGGAGCGGCUGUCUCGAGUAAGAUGAGGCUUCUGCUGCUUCUCCUGGUGGCGGCGUCGGCGGUGGUCCGCAGCGAGGCCUCUGCCAACCUGGGCGGCAUGCCCAGCAAGAGAUUAAAGAUGCAGUACGCCACGGGGCCGCUGCUCAAGUUCCAGAUUUGUGUAUCCUGAGGGUACAGGCGGGUGUUUGAGGAGUACAUGCGGGUUAUUAGCCAGCGGUAUCCAGACAUCCGCAUUGAAGGAGAGAAUUACCUCCCUCAACCAAUUUAUAGACAUAUAGCGUCUUUCCUGUCAAUCUUCAAACUAGUAUUAAUAGGCUUAAUAAUUGUUGGCAAGGAUCCUUUUGCUUUUUUCGGCAUGCAAGCUCCUAGCAUCUGGCAGUGGGGCCAAGAAAAUAAGGUUUAUGCAUGUAUGAUGGUUUUCUUCUUGAGCAACAUGAUUGAGAACCAGUGUAUGUCAACAGGUGCAUUUGAGAUAACGUUAAAUGAUGUGCCGGUAUGGUCUAAGCUGGAAUCUGGUCAUCUUCCAUCCAUGCAACAACUUGUUCAAAUUCUUGACAAUGAAAUGAAACUCAAUGUGCAUAUGGAUUCAAUCCCACAUCAUCGAUCAUAGCCCUACCUAUCAGCACUGAAAACUAUUUUACACUAAGGGAUUUUGCAAGAGCAGCGUGACUGACAUUAUGAAGGCCUGUACUGAAGACAGCAAGCUGUUAGUACAGACCAGAUGUUUCUUGGCAGGCUCGUUGUAACUCUUGGAAAACCUCAGUGCAAGACAGUUUUUCCAUUGCUGGCACAUGCUGAAUUCUGCACAUCCCUGGAGUGCAAUGAUACUGUGUAGCUUCCCCCGAGCCCACUGUUAAUAGUUUCUUCUUCUUAAUGUGGCAUUACUACUUGUAACUCUUUUCUUGGUCAUAUUUGAGAAAAUACAGAAUUGAGUUACAACUUGAGUUUAUUUCAAGAUGUGUGUUAAGCUUGUUUGUUUUUAUAUGAAUUUUCUUUUUCUUUACUUUCUUUCUUUUUUUUUUUUUUUAUAGUUUAACGUCAGUUUUCUUGGGGAAACACCUGAAGUUCCCAAAUAAUUUAUAAAAGUUUAUCAGAUAGCUCUAAUUCGGUCAUGCUUAAUAUAUAGUUUUCAAAAUACUGCAGAUUGUGAACAAUAAAUUAUACAGGAUUGUGGGGGGAAAUCCAAUAUCCAGAGUACUCUACUGUGUGUGUGUGUGUGUGUGUGUGUGUGUGUGUGUGUGUGUGUGUGUGUGUGUACAUGCGUGUGCGCUCAAGUGUGCGUGUGCUUGUGUGUGUGUGUUUAUCAGGAACAACAAAACCAACUGCUUUUAAAAUCCUAUUGUGUAGUUCAAAUGUCUUGCCUUGACGAAUCUAAUGAAUUGAUUAAUGGGCCUUUAUACUAAUAAAAAACUGAGCAUAUGUAAGGUAAAUGAAAGUUUAUUGCUCAGUGUACCUGUUAGCAUUAUUUUUAAUAACCAUCUGCCUAAUGUUUUGUUUUUGACUUACAGAUAAUCUCGUAAAGGACAUACUUUAGAUUCACACAAAUGAGCUAAUUUACUGUUUUUAGAACAGUUUAAACUCACCUCACUAAAGAAAAAGUCAGUGAAACCUCUUUACAAAGUAUGUAUUAUGUAAACAGAGAUCACUUGUCUAGUAAUUGAAUUAUCUUAACAUCAUAUAUCAGAAUUUUAUUGUAUUUGAAAGACAAAAUUAAAAAUAUUUUUAAUGUUUUCAUAUUGUUCCAGAGUUCUAAAAAGAAACUUAGGGUUGAUAAAGAUAAUAGGAAUGAUUUAGCAGAAAUAGAAACAUAAUGUUGAAUAGCAGCUACAUAGCAGCCAUGGUAACAGACAGGGGUGAAGUGGAAGAGCCAAAUGUAACCCUGGAUUUGUGAGUGAAGUUAUAGAGCUAAUGGAAGGAUGUUGGUGCCACCUAACUCUUAGAUGCUAAGAGCAGCUUGACUACUGGACAUACCUUGAGGCAUUCAGGCAGUGCCUCUUCAUGUGACAGCUUGAAGUGGAGUCUACUGUGAUCUUCAGAUGACAGCAAGAUAGUCUAGUGCUGAACUGAAGAAAAGGGAUGCAAUGUUACCCUCUGAUUAGGAUUAUAGCACUGCUAGCCCAGGUGCUUCUGGUGAUAGACAUUGUCAUUUAAACUCAAGUUCCUUAGAGGUUAUUAUUUAUGUGUAAAUAUAUAUAUUUUUGACUAGGUCUUAAAACCUUGUUAAUAUGGUUGCCUACUCCAGACUCCAUAUCUUGUAAAAGUUUAGCAUCAGAGGGGCCUUUCUUCAAGUAAUGGACGUUCCAUUUAUGACACAGUUAGCUCUAUGGCACAUAGACAUUCAGAAUCUAGGCCAUGGAUGUUCAUGUGUACAUGACAGGUCAAACUGUGAGGAACUUAAAGUCAGAUCCAACUUUUUCCUUGUUUGCCUUAGAUCGAGUCUGUCUCCUAGUUCAUAGCUUUAACUCUCUGAAACAUCUAGUAAAACUUAGCUGUUUUAUCCAUAUCUCUGUUUUAUUUUAUGCUUAGUCAUAUUUAAAUCCAGAAUUUAAUAGUCUACUCAACAAAUAAAUGAGAUGCAUGAAUAUAAAAAUUAUAAGGAAAAGGAGAAAGUAAACUAUAACGUUAUUAUAUUACUAACAAUUCAAAAUGCAUUAGUUCCUUAUAAAUUGGUGUAGCUGUAUAGUUAGAAAACGUCUGUGCUCUGUAAAUCGGGAGACUGGACUUGUCAACAGGCUGGCUUUACUGCUGUUUUCAGCACAGUUGCCAUUGUGGCAGGUUUUUGCAUUAAUUGGAAAGUUGGUAAAACAUGGCUCUAAGCCUCCGUGUGUCAGAUGCACAGAACACAUGCUUUCUGCAUGGGAGUGGUGUUGGGGACGGCACUAGCACUGGGUGACAGUUGCUUCAGCCUGAACAGCUGCGAGAUGUGGUGAGACCCGGUGAUGGUUCAUUCUUACUUUAAAGGUUUUUUAGUUUGGAAUUUUGAUUGACUGGCACAUUCUAUCAUUGUCAUAACUUAAAAUAAUUCAGUUAGAGUUUUUUUAAACAUGAUUUGAUAUUCUAGGGCUUUUCUUUUUUAAAAAAAAAUGAGAAGCAAGUAAGGAAUUGUAAAGAUUUGGGACUUCUUUGUGGCAUUGUGAAAAUAAAUAAGCCAACGUGAAAGGAA
Peromyscus leucopus (white-footed mouse) is the source of this 3231-nucleotide messenger RNA. It is a transcript of the gene Selenot, whose product is annotated as selenoprotein T. Lineage: Eukaryota; Metazoa; Chordata; Mammalia; Rodentia; Cricetidae. Gene Ontology annotation, cellular component: endoplasmic reticulum membrane. Gene Ontology annotation, molecular function: thioredoxin-disulfide reductase (NADPH) activity. Gene Ontology annotation, biological process: cell redox homeostasis. The transcript is spliced from 6 exons. The record is from RefSeq and is a predicted model, not a curated record.